Molecule: messenger RNA, 546 nt
Organism: Pecten maximus
Lineage: Eukaryota; Metazoa; Mollusca; Bivalvia; Pectinida; Pectinidae
Exons: 4
Coding region: 154-546 (130 amino acids)
Source: RefSeq, a predicted model, not a curated record
AAAACGACAUGGAAACACACGUCAAAAAGAUCUUCAUUUGCAGUUAAAAAACUGCUAUUCGCUGUUAAUUUAACACAUGGACAUGUCACAGGAUAACUACAAUUCUUAGGAAUACAUCGGGUAUUGUUAAACAUCAAUCUGGAGCUGCAAAGGAUGCCCACCAAGGGUAAAUACAUUGCGGGGAAGCAAGUGUCACGAUGGGAUGCUGAGUCAGAAAAGGUCGACAUCGAAUACAAGAACCUUGACAAUGCAUCAACUUCCAAGUUGUCCUUCUUUAGCGGACAUAAAGGUUGUGCCUUAAAACUUCUCCUCCUGGCUGCCUGCUUGGCGGUUGGUAUGAUUGUCGGUUACAUCAUACGACGUAACGUGCACGACGUCUUUCUACCACCCAGUCACAAAGAAACGACACCACACGGCAUCAAACAGGAAAUACAAGAUUUUGAUGACAAACUUCGUCUGCUCAUUCAGCAAGAUCUUAACGAUGCCAAUAAUUUUGAUGACCAUAUAAGACAUAUGUCCAAGAAAUGUCCCGACGAGUCCGUAUAG